This is a messenger RNA of Parasteatoda tepidariorum (common house spider), 7547 nucleotides long. RefSeq names its product Enhancer of Polycomb (gene E(Pc)). Gene Ontology annotation, cellular component: NuA4 histone acetyltransferase complex. Gene Ontology annotation, biological process: regulation of transcription by RNA polymerase II. The record is from RefSeq and is a predicted model, not a curated record. NCBI's taxonomy places the organism in Eukaryota, Metazoa, Arthropoda, Arachnida, Araneae, Theridiidae.
UGGCGCUGGUAGAAAAGUUUUUGUGGAAAUUUUGUGGGAAGAAUGGAUGUCAUCCGCCAUUAUGGACGGAGAAAAACGUUCUAAAAACUUGAAAUUGCACGUUGAUUUAGUGGUUGUUCCAGUGCUCAAAAACUUUCAAAAUGUCAUGGAUUAACAUCAAGGGAAUCCCUUGUCUCUCGAGGAACGAAAGUUCCCGUGUUAACGGGCUUUUAAACUCUUUCUUAGCCGUUUUUUCGGCUAGCCUCGUGUUCGAAGGGACUAGCUACCAUUGUGGCGAUGAGUAAGUUGUCGUUUAGGGCUAGGGCGCUGGACGCCUCUAAGCCUAUGCCCAUAUAUUAUAUGGACGAUGUGCCCGAGUUUCAAGAUUUUGCAACAAUUAAUCGGGCUGUUCCUCAAAUGCCCACUGGAAUGGAAAAAGAGGAAGAAUGCGAACAUCAUUUGCAAAGGGCCAUUUCAGCACAACAAGCAUAUGGGCAUACAGGGGAACUUGUCAUACCAACUCCGGAAGUAUACAAUGUACCGAAACCAGUUAAAGAUGAGCUAUAUCCUGCAACUUACAAAAGUUCACGACAACUUAUUCAUGUUCAACCUUUCUCCAUGGACCAAGACAUACCAGAUUAUGAUAUGGACUCGGAAGAUGAGAAAUGGUUGUCUCAACAAGCUGAAAGGUUGGACAUAAAGCCUUUGCAAUAUGAGGAAAUGAUGGACCGUUUGGAAAAAAGCAGUGGACAGCAAGUCGUUACACUGAAAGAAGCCAAGCUUCUUUUAAGAGACGAUGAUGACAUCAUUAUUGCAGUCUAUGAUUAUUGGCUAAAUAAAAGACUUAAAACUCAACAUCCACUCAUACCUACAGUCAAAACGGAAAAAAGAGAUGGUUCAACAAACAACAAUCCUUAUGUUGCAUUCAGGCGGAGAACAGAAAAGAUGCAAACACGAAAGAAUCGAAAAAAUGAUGAAGCUUCCUAUGAGAAGAUGUUAAAAUUACGCAGAGACCUUAGUAGAGCUGUCACGUUACUUGAAUAUGUUAAAAGGCGUGAGAAAACAAAAAGGGAACUGCUUAAUCUUACAAUAGAGGUUUUUGAAAAGAGCCUCAUUUGGACAGUCUGGGGAACUGGCCAUGGUGUAGUUCUGAAGAAGGUGGAUUAGAAGAUAAGAGGUAUAGGUAUUGUUUAACAUCUGUACCUGAUUCAAAUAAUCGGCCAACUUACAUCGGCUUUGCAAGGCGAAGAAUAGGUCGAGGAGGAAGGAUCGUGAUGGAUCGAGCUUGGACACCAUUAGAUGACCAUUUAUCCGAGCUGGACAGCAUAGAUUUCUCAACUCCAAAUGGUAUGCCUUCCAGUAACGACUUAGUGUCUGAGAUAAGGAAUGAAUGGAAAAUCUUCCGGCCAAAGAAACCUCCCUCAUCUCAUGAUGAAAACGAAAAUCAAAGCAAUGGCAGCAGUGCUUCCUCUGUUUUCAAUAGGUGUAAAAGUGAGAGCUCAACGAGCAGGUCCCAUUUUAACGAAAACUCUAUGUCAGAUUAUUUUAGGAACUACCUAGACCAAGACGAUGAACUCUUUAAAAUACAAAGAAAACAGUUGGAGAGGCUGAAAAACGACUCCUCUGAACCAGUGCUAAUGCUAGUUUCUGAUCAUUCCUAUUCAUCACUCCCCUCAUCAUGCUUCAAUGUAGCUUCAGCGUCUAAUAAAUCUCCCGCUCAAUAUCAUAGUGUGUCUGCAGAAUUGAUUGAUGAUACCCCUACACUCACUUCUAUUCCAACUACUAUCUCAUUUUUGCAACAAAUUGAUACCUCUAGUAUUACACCUUCAAUCGACAGAGUGAUACUGACAAAUGGACCUGUUGUUGACAAAGGAGAUGGUAACAUCAACGAUUGCAUCUCAUCAUCAGAAAGGCAUAGAAAGGAGAUUUUAAGCCCAAGCUUAGAAUCUGUUUCCACCCUUCCUCAAAAUUCAAUCCAAAAUGUAAACUCCUGUUUACCGUCCAUUGAUGUUGGAGGUGGAGCUGCAAGCCAUUCUAGUGACAAUAUCCAUGUGAUAAAUUCUAAAACCUUUAGCUCUUCUCCGCAGACAGCUCUAAGGUUCACCAACUUUGAACAAAAUGGAAAUGAAUCCAGGCUUAAGCAAGAAUUAUUCCUAAAUAAAGUGAAAGUAGACAAGGUGACUAGUGAUAGUGGUGUCUCCAUGGAUGUGACAUGACACUUAGUUAGCUUGUCUAAAAUGGAUAAAGUUAUGGUUCGUGGUGAAGUUUCGUGUACUAUUUCGUCAAACACGUCUAGAAACUGCUAGCUCUCCUUCCUCUUCACGUUCGAUGCUUCACAAUGUGGUUGGAACAUAAAUUUCUAGAACACUGCUCAGGAUUCUCACACAACUACUACAUCCAACACGUGUCAAUCUAUCAAGAAGGGAAAAAAAAUAAUAAAAACUACUACUUGUAUCAUUGUAAUAUCUAGAAACAUGUUUGUUUAGCUAUACAGAUCUGUGGCUUGUGUAUAUGUAAAUAAGUGUAUCUAUGUAAAUAAAAUCUUGUUUUAAAUUUCCAUCACUUUCUAAGAGUGGUGCCUUUUGUGAUAUUUGUGGAUGUAUGAUACAAAAAAAGGACCUUGAUUUAAAUUAAUUUGUGUACAGUUUUGUAAAUAGUCGUACUUGUCAGUCUUUGGGUAUUUCAGACCAAUUGUUGCAAAGCUGGAUUUCCAGUUUACUGCUUUUGUAGAGUGAGACCAUUUAAUCAAUAGACGCGUUUGAAUUUCAUUUGAACAUAUCGUUAUUUAUCUUUUCAUACUUUGGUGUCUUUAAUCAAGUUUUAAAAACGUUCCGGUGUUAUUCUUAUUUGCCAAAUAUUAUUGCCAAUGUAGAAUAUUUUUUAAUGUACCUUAAGUUAAAUUUAUUUUAAUAAAUUUAAGUAUUUUUUGUUAUGUAUUCUAACAAUCUUUUUCUGUCUCUUUCUUUUUUGUACCAUUCACAAAUUGCAUAUUUUCUAUUACAUAACUCUGUGUAUUAGGCUUCUAGAAAUAUAAUUCCAGGUUAGCAUUUUUUGUUAUGCAAGUAGUAUUGUUUGCUUUUGAGGUUUUUUAUAUAUUAAUACAUCUAUUGAGUAAGUCUAUCAAUUUAGAAUGUCUUUUUAUAGUACAUUUAUAUUUAUGUAUACAAGAACCAAAUUUUAUUCACUGUAUAUCCUGGUUGAUUUUUUGAACCUCCAAAAAAAAUUUUGGAAAUCAGUGGAGCAACUUAUACGCAAUCCAUGCAUUAUAAACAAUUUUAAAAGAUACAAGUAACUCUAUCAAUUUACUCCUUUCAAAAGCUAUUUUUUAUGUAUGCAAUUUUAUAUUUUUCUCAUCUUUCUUUACGUAUGAAAGUUUUUUUUAAGAAACAAUAUUUUAAAUUACACUCAGAACAAGAAAAGUUAAGAAUUUAAUCAAUAUUAUACAGUAUAAAUAUUUUAAACUUGUGAAAAUGUAUGUUUUUUUUUUUAUUUCAAAAAAAAAAUUUUUUUUUAGUGAUUUACUUAUAAACACAACAUACUAAAAAUUUGCUAUCUCGUAAUCGAACACCGGGGUAUAUGGUCCAUAUUUUAAUUAUAUUAUGUUGAAUAUUACCUCUUUUCUAUGGUAGUUGAAAAGUUUUGCUUAAGUAAAUAAUUAUUGCUAAAAUAAUAUUCAGAAUCCCAAUUAAAAUUGCAACAAAUCUGUAUUUAUCUGUACUAAGACAUAUUUGUACCGUGUAACAUGUUAUUCCUUCUAUGCCCUGCUUUUGAACUGUUGACUUUUAUAAAUAAGGUGUUCUAGAUUAUUUAAAUGAUCUGUUAAUUUUUUAGAAAAAGAGCCCUGUUGCUCUUAAAUUUAAAGUUCUUCUGUUAUAGUAGUGAUUUUAUUGCUAUUUUUUUUUUUAAUUGCAAUAGUGAUUUGGUGUUAUAGCAUAACUUCAAAAGCAUUAUAAAUAAUUGUGAGUUAUAAGUUUUAUUCAAUGUUACACCUAUAUUAUAUAUUUUAUUUUGUAAAGCUCAAUUUGAUUAUAUACUCAUAUAAUUUACAAACUCAUUUUUGAUCAAACCAUAAUGAAAGUGUUCUGUUAAAAGUUUUUUAUAACUUAGUGGUAAUUUUUAUAUUAACUUUUCGUGUACAGUUUUUUUCUAAAUUUCCAGCUGUCUUAUUGGAUAUUUUUCCAGUUUAGAAUACAAAAAUCUAAUUGAUUUUCGAAUAUUAUGAUUUUGAUAAUUUCUUUGUUCUUUUACUUAUGCUUACCUACCUAAAUACAUGCCCAUAUAUCAUUUUUAUAAAGCCCAUUUCAUCAUUUGUGUAAUUUGCAUUAAUCGGUCUUUUCAUGCACAUCUAUAGCUUUAAAAUUCUUGCUUAUAAGUCCAGUCUCUUGAUCUAUAAAUUUUGUCACUAAGCUCUUGCUUAUAUGUCCUCUUCAUUAAUUUUGAAUUUUUUUAGAUUAAGUGUGUACAUUGUUGUGCAAGACUUAAAGUUCUAUGUAUGGUGUGUGAGAAUUACCUAUAAUCGGUAAUAGUGUGUUAAAAACUUCAACAGAGCAGCUCACAUAUAUUGUAUAUUUUGUAUUUUUGUAAGUUAUGUAUAUAGUUUUUUUUAUAAAAAAAAACAAUUAAGAUUGCCCUGUAUAAAAGAAAACCUUGUAAAUAACUAGCCUUGCAUUUGUUUUUAAAUCUUUUAGUAAAUAAUAAGCAAUCUAGGAUGGAUAUGAUAAGUCCCCUUGCUAGUGUUGUACAAGUAAAAUAUUUGUGAUACUUAAUUUUUUUUUCCUUCUCUGUUCCACCUUUUCUGUAAUUUAUCAACCCUUGUGCAAAAUCAGUACAAUUCAGAUGUAUCAGAUCUAAAGGUGCUACAUAUUUCAUUAGCUGUUUUCGUGAAUUAAAAUAACUACGAAAUAAAUAAGUGUCACAUAAGUAAUCAAUGUUUUCACGUGUAAUUUCCAUUAGUUCAAUAUUCAUUCAAAAAAAGCUACAAUACAUUGAGUACUUAGCCUGGCACCGAUUUUCUUGUAGUUCAUGUGGUAGAUGUUUUACUCUUUGUUGUAAUUAACUGGAGAAUUUCAGGGAAUGUGUGCAAUUCGUAAAUACUUUUCUGUGAUUGAUGUGUGGCUAAGUGCAGAUUCCCUCUAAUUGUCUACAACCAAAAGAUUUUAAUUACUGUCUGAAAUCUCGAAAGUGUUUGUUUUAUAAUUGUUCUGAAAUUUUAGAUCUCUUUAUACUCUGAAAUAUAGUGAAACCUCAGUGGCUAAUUUCACCUGGUCUGUUUAAUUCAUGUGUACAAAGUAUUGCACUAACUAGCAUUAGCUCCAAGAUGAGUUGCAGGUGCGAAUUUGUGCUGUGUGAACCUGCUUGGAGCAUGCUAUACCUUAUAUUGAUCCCAUUGGUAUUCUAAGCAACAUUCAAACAGUUCCCCCCCUCUCAAAUUUCAGUAUGCGAGAUAUUACAGCAAAAAACUCAUCUGCAUAACGACUGAGAAUUAAUCUUUUUAUGUGUGUGACUUAUGUUUUGUUGGUGAAAUCGGUUGCUUAAGUUUUGUUAAACGGAUCUAAAAAUUAGUGUUUUGUUGUUUCACUCAUUUUUCCUGUAUCAUUAGUGAAGUUUGUUUAGAUAGUUCAUUUCUAAUGUUGCCUCUAUAAUCCAAUAAUUUUAAUUUUUGAAGUAGGUCUCAGUUAUUUCAGAAAAUUGCUGUUCUGCUGCAUUCUCUAGGUUUAUACAGCAAAGGAAUAUUACUAUCUAGUAAAUGAAUUUCAAAAUAUUUUGAUAGCUAUUUCAUAGAAAAACGUAAGUCUUUAAAAAAUUAUAUAAAAAAAAUACUGUAACACUAUUAAAUAAUUUAGAUUUAAGAAUUUUUUAAUUGCUGCAGAAAAUUGAGAUUCUACUGUAUUCAAUAAAUAGCUAUGGUUCUUAUUUAUAAAUUUAAUUUUUACUAGUGCACUGUUGUACUACAAACUUAAUUUCAUUUAGGCAUACUUCAUUAAUUUUUUUUUAUUAAAUAGCUUUUAAAAAUUUUUCCAAUAGAUGCUAUUGUUUAAUUAGACAACAAUUCAGUCUUGUUAUUCUGAGUCAAUUUUCUCUAAAGGUAAACUACUGAGGUUUCAUUAUUUAAAAACAAAAAAAAAAUUCUUUUUGAUCUUGUCUUUAUUUUUUAAUCAUGCUCUGAACUAAAAAUAAAAUUUAUAUUGGCUAAAAUAUAUUCAGAAAGUUUUGUUUUCCUUCAUCCAUUAUCGUUGUUUUUGUUCGUUAACCAUUCUUUAAACUAUUCUCAUAUUACUGUGAUAAACUAAAUUCAUAUUCAUAUAACAAUUAUUUAUGUGUAAAAACUUAAAAUUUCUAUGAACAUUUUCUUUUAUGUGUAUGUUAUGUUUCAAGCUCAGUUUCAAAACCAUCGUCAAAAUUUUAUAACGUGAUUGAAUUUAGUUGGAUGUUUUUAAAGUUAAGUUGGUUAUGGUUUAGGACAAUUUUUUUCCCUUUUGUAUUAUUUCAUGUUUUUAAUUCAAUUGCCUCUUUAUAUGCGAAGUUAAUUUUUAAUUUCUUUUGUUAAAAAAAGAAAGUUGGUAUUAGCUAAGUUUUUUUUCCCUUCGCCUUUUUCAGCAUCUAGACUUAUAGAAAAUAAGUUGUUUUAAGCAGAAUACUUGAGAGUUAAGAGAAUAGGAAUUUAUCAGCUAUUAAUUAUGUGAAUUGAAAUAAGUUUUUUUAUUUUUCAUUUAUCUAUUUUAAGAAGCAGAUUAAUAUGGUUUUGAAAAAAAAAAAUUCUGUUCGAUGAUAUAAAUGUGGCAGUAGUAUUUCCAAUGUCUCCUUACACUAAGGUUAGUCCUAAGAAUUCUUUAGAUUUGGCUUACUAUAUAAAACUAGUUUUAAAAAAUUUAUCACACUGGUCUAUUUGCAUUUACGUUUAAGAAUAUAUAUCACAAAAUACAUGAACCAUUGAUAAAUAAACAAACAUGUUCUAUCAAUCGAUCAUAACUUGUAAUUAAGCAAAAGAAAUAUUUAUGAAGAAAAAAAAAGUUCCUUAGGAUCUUUCCUAGCUGUAAAGAAAAGCGUGUGUUUUAAGUAUUUUUCGCUGUUAUAGUAAAAAUUGUUUAGUGGAUUUUCUAGCUACCUGCUUAUGAAAAGUGAGUGCUCCUCUUUUCUGUUGAGGCAAAAUCUAAUUGCUGUCCACAUAGAUUUUUUAAAUAUUUGUGUGAAAUUCGUGUGGUACAUUGAAAGAGGAUGUGGUAUAGCUAAAUAACAGGAAUUUUGCUGUUAAAUCUUUUUCUUCAAUGGGCUCUAAUCCCUCAUGAAUUUUUAACUCUACUUUUUAAUGUUCUCUGUACUGAAUACAUUGUGAAGCAUCUGUUGUAUUUUUCCUUUGUGGAGGAUUGAAGACUGAUUCUACAGGUAUCCUGUGUUGUGAAGAACCUCGCUGUUGCAUGUUGUAUGAGCAACUUGGCAUAUUGCGAGGCUCUGCUGUAAAUGUUUUGUAUUUACUUAUAAAAAGAGAAAAAAAAUUGCUGACUGUAUCAUUGUAAAUAGCACUAUAGAAAUCGCAUGCAAUUAAAACCAUCAGUUUGAUUGAAAACUUA